AUGGAUUCACGUAGAUUCUCUGCUGCUGAAAAAGGAAAGGGGGUAACUUCCCAGCCAAAUGAAGCCCCUGUGAAGCGUGUGAGAGCUCCGGUUUUUGACACCUCUGCCCUCAUUAGAGAUAACGCCCUCACCUUGAUUGGGAGAGUGACAAACCCUAAGGAGCAACCUGUUGACUCUCUCAUCUCUGCGCUUCCACGCAAAUGGUCCCUGAAAGGACAGGUCUCUGGAUCUGACCUUGGUCAAGACUGCUUUCAGUUUCGUUUUGAACUAGAAGAAGACCUCUUACAGGUGCUCCUCAAAAGACCGUUUCACUAUAACCAGUGGAUGCUCAUCCUCCAAUGGUGGGAACCUGUCAUAUCUCCUUCCUUCCCAUCUCAGAUACCGUUAUGGAUCAAACUCCAGGGGCUGCCUCUGCAUUUCUGGCAUGAGAAGAUGAUUUAUGACCUAGGGCAAGAUCUCGGGACCUUGGAAGAAUACAAAAUCACAAAGACCUCGGCUCGCAUUAGGGUCUCUUUUGACGGUCUCAAACCACUCCCAAGAUCAGCUCUAGUUGAAUUUGAAUCGGGAGAGGAACUUAUGGUAAAUUUUGACUAUGAAGAUCUUGGAUACAACUGCUCACGCUGCUAUAGCCUCUCACACCUGGCACGUUCAUGUCCCUCAGCUACUGUUGGGGAACAGAACGCUCAACGAGCACCUGCUGUAUCUCGGCCCCAGGAGCAAUCUCUAGACUCCUGUCUCCGCACUAGAGAUCCACGACACUCCGAGGCUGAUCCUUUCAAUCAAAGGGUUGAUAGGCAUGGACGUCCUUUUGGUGAAAGGAUCCCACUCCCUGAGUUUAGGGGCCGGCCACUACAAAACAAGAUUGUCCCCUCCUUAGAGGGACCAAGAAAUCAACGCCAACAGCGAGCUUCCUCGUACUACAGACCUAUCUCCCCACCAAAUCAAGUCAGGGCCAGACAAGACGUAAGAAGCCGAUCCCCAGCUCGUCGAUUGAGAGAGAAGACGCGCCCGGUGGAUACACACCAAGAGAGCAGAGGAGCUAGACAAAUUACCCCUGCCUGUGAUUCACCCAGGGGGAACAAUGAAACUCAGCGCCCACCGCUAGAACGAAACUUGGAGAUCACGGAUUCCCCCCCCCAUGAGAGUUCCCACAACAGAAGAGGUCAUGGAGCAGCUGAGAGAAGAUACUAUUCACUACAUUAA
Messenger RNA from Brassica rapa (field mustard), 1203 nucleotides. RefSeq lists its product as uncharacterized. Lineage: Eukaryota; Viridiplantae; Streptophyta; Magnoliopsida; Brassicales; Brassicaceae. The record is from RefSeq and is a predicted model, not a curated record.